CCCAGAGCGAGGCCCAGCGUGGUUGGCCCUCUUGCCGGUGGACACCCACUCCUUCAGACCCAGUAGCCCUGCUGGGUCCAUUGGGAGCCGCUGCCCCUCCGCACGCUCCGGGGCCGCCCCGCCUUCCCGAGGGGGAUGGGCCGCUGGGCGGGGUCUGAGCCCCGCCCUCAUUUCCAGGGCGGCCCGGAGCCCGGAGGGCAGCACCGCAGACGGCCCGAGGGCCUUGGGGACCACCCUCCUUCCACCUCCCUGAGAGCCUCCCUAGCAGGUGCCAAACGCCGCAAAUGAUCCCGCUGGUGACUCGGAGCUUUGGCAAGACAAGCGCUUCCCGUCUCCUCUGUGAAAGGAGCCAGGCCUUCUUCCACCUGUGGUUGCUGUACAAGGAGACACGAGAGAAUGCCAGUCAUUGUCACCACUCGUCAUCACAGGUCUGAGCGAGAGAACACCGGUCAUUGUCAUCACAGGUCUGAGCUCCGGGGGGACGGGCGUGUCCUGUUCGCCGUCGUGUUCACCGCACCCAGGAUGGCGGAGGGCCCCAGGGACACUUGUCAUGUGAACGAGCGAGUGAAGAAUGACCCCCAGGUGCGUUCACAGGACCGCGUCCUUUCCAGAGUGUGAUGCUUGCUGCUCCGCCGUUCAGACUGCGCUGGAGAUGGCGCAGCGCCCGGCUCCAUGCUAGUGGGCACUCGUGCCACACCUGUCGAAUGAACCAACAUCAGCAAGUCCUGAUCCCUGAUCUCAGCUGGCUCCUAGCCCGUGGGCCUGUCCAGCAUCUUAAGGAAGAGGCAGAGGUUCCAGGGGUCCGGUCUCCAGGGGCCUCCUUCUCACAGCCGUGCCCAGAGGUGCGGCGGCUCUGGGAGGCAAUCAGCUCUGGAGCACCCACGUAUCACCCCUCGGGGACGUUGUGUGCAUGGGGACUGAGCUGCGCCAGGAGCCCUGUCUCACCUUUUCCUUUUGACUCAACGCCCCUCCUCUGGGGGCUUCCUGUGCCUCCAGAUCAGCGGCACAACGCGUGCACCCCUAGGGUCCCCCACGUCCCUGUCAGCUCCUCCAGUGUGGGGACAGGGCCUGAGCCAUGGUCCCAGCCUCAAGGCACAUGUGCACCUGGCGGAGCCCCCUCCUCUGAACCAUUCCUCUCUCAGCGUGGGGGAUCCUCCAGGUGUCACCCAGUGACAGGAGCACUGGGCUCUGCACGCAGCUGCCCGCAGAAGCGCCCCCUGCCUGCGUGCCCCUGUCCCCUCUGCCACAGGAUGGGCUUUCUAAGUGUCCAAGGAGGGGACACUCGGGGGGGGUCACCUCCAGGCUGCGGGGACCCACGCAGCAUAAACGCUUCCAUUUGCCUCUUCUCGGUGCCGCACCUCAUCCCAGAAGCAGCGGGUCCCUGUGCCAUUUGCAAGGCGCUCGCCGCUUUCCAAACCUCGUCCUGUCCCUGCUUGGUUCUCAGCCCUCCUGUGACACAGGCAGGUGUUGUCACCCCACUUGGCGGGAGAGGAGGGUCCAGAGGAACAGGUGACUCGGUCAAACCCUGCACCUUGUCAGAGGCAGAAGCGCCCUGGGGCCCUGGGCGCCUCCUCCCCCAUUUGGGCGCCUUUGAUGUGCGCGUACGAGGUGCCCUUGGUGCUGACCUGUGCUCUUGGGAUAAUCCUGACCGUGACGCCGCCGCCGCCGACUACGGUGGAGGUGGUGAUGGCUAUAAUGAUGGCUAAAUUCACCAAACCCCGAGCGAGGCCCCUCACAGCCUUGCAAGGUCGGUAUCAUGGCCACCCCCAUUUCGCAGAUAAGAAAACUGAGGCCUAGAGAGUGACUCAGUAGCAUCACACUGGCGGCAGGAGGCCAGCCAGCCUUGGUUGCUCUGUGGGAGGGAGAUCCAUGUGGCUGACAGUUGGGUUUUAGGGUGUGUGUUUACUUCUGUCAAGUAAAAGGCCAUUAUCCAGGCGGCCCACCUAGGCCCCGGGUCCCUGGAAGAGCACAGUCACAGGGAAAUGGGACCUUGGAGGAAGGUUGGAGGACGCAAGGCUGCUGGCUUUGAAGACGGAGGGAGGGCCGCGGGCCUGGGAGCGUGGGACCUUAAAGCCGGAGACGGCAGGACACGACUUGUCCCCGGAGUCUCCAGGAACCAGCCUGGCCUACAGGGAUCCGCCCGGUGUGUCCUGUGUUGAACUUGACCUGCCAAACUGUAAGAUGAUAAAUUUGUGUUGUUUCAAGCCACUGCGUUGGUGGCAAUUGGUCACAGCGGGAACAGGCACGGAUAGAAUGUGGAAGAGCAUGAAGCCGGGACCCGAUUCCUUCACGCCUUCCCGCAGGUCUGCAAGGGCUGGAGGGGAGGGCGCGCUACCAUUCAUGGGAGCUGCAGAGAGAGGCAGGGGGUCAGGGGAGAAACGGCACGUCUCCCGAGGCAAUGCAGUUUGGGACGCUCACUCGCCUCCCUCGGAACAGGGGUUCCCCGUCCCCCACCCCCGGUUCCAGGCGUGGGUUAGCGGGGAGGUGCUGUCUGAGCGGCUCCCUCUGCACGUGCACUUCUGGAGACUGGCGGGCGGGGACAGGGCAGGAAAGGGUCAGUGCUCAGGGACUGAGCCACCUCUCUCUGGGCCCCCAGGAGGGGAGCUGCCACCCCCAAUUCCCAGGGCUGUAAGGGGGCCCCAGGGUGGCCACGGCAGCCGCUGGGCCCUGGGGAGUUCCUGGAGUGGGGCUGGGGUGUCGGGCGCUGUCUGUCUCUGAGGCCGUGUAGCCAAGGCGGAUGCGAUGCAGACGAGGGCAUCUGUAAAUGUGGCCAACUCCAACAUGCCUCGACUGGGCUCAGGCUCAGAGAGAUUUGGGAUCCUGGAGACCAGCAGAGCAGAGCGAAUCUCAGUGGCUGGUUUCUCUGAAAGACCAGCCCCAAGAGCCCCAGGCUUACGGGAUUCCGCUGGGAGAUGGGAAAUCCUUGUUAAAGCAGGCUGGUCCAAGACAAGGACUUGCCCGUGUGAAUAUGCGCGCCCCCCCCCACACACACACACCCUAAAACCAUCUCCAGCUGCUCAGCUGCCGAGACCUUAAUCCAGGAGCUGUGACCCAAAGGCUGUGAGCUGCAGA
Molecule: messenger RNA, 3072 nt
Organism: Sus scrofa (pig)
Lineage: Eukaryota; Metazoa; Chordata; Mammalia; Artiodactyla; Suidae
Source: RefSeq, a predicted model, not a curated record